UUUCUAUACCAAUCUGAUGUGGAUGAGAAUACCUCAUCCAUAUCAGCUAAGAGAAAAAGGUUUACUGAACCUGGAGAAAAGCUUAGUCAAGAAAAGGCGUUGUCUUGCAUUCCACCGCCUACAGACCUUAAAAUAUUAUUUGACCAAAUGAAAUUAUAUUUGAAUCUCAAUAAAUUCAUUCGUUUAUUAUCUUUGCAAGAUGUCAAGUUGGAGUGGAAGCAAUAUUAG
Dentiscutata erythropus is the source of this 228-nucleotide messenger RNA. Lineage: Eukaryota; Fungi; Glomeromycota; Glomeromycetes; Diversisporales; Gigasporaceae. The record is from the annotation of a GenBank genome assembly.